This is a messenger RNA of Pistacia vera, 2449 nucleotides long. Its product is annotated as ankyrin repeat domain-containing protein 13C-B. The transcript has 3 exons. The coding region runs from base 425 to 2377 and encodes 650 amino acids. The record is from RefSeq and is a predicted model, not a curated record. NCBI's taxonomy places the organism in Eukaryota, Viridiplantae, Streptophyta, Magnoliopsida, Sapindales, Anacardiaceae. Gene Ontology annotation, molecular function: protein binding. Gene Ontology annotation, cellular component: cytoplasm.
UGUUUUUUUAAAACUUUUUUUUUUUUUUUAGUUUUUUAAAAUUUAGUUUCACACACCCACAUGCAUGUUCUUGUGUUUGUCUGAUCUGGAUUGGAUCACAAGGAUCCCUUGUUUUCUUUUUAUUUUUAGUUGAAGAACACUAAGAGAGAGAACACACAAAGAGAAAGAAAGAGAUAGACAGGUGUGUGGUUGUGGGGUGUAGUGCUUUGUGGGGGAGCAAUCUUGGUUUCUUUGAGGGGUCAUUGGAGAAGAAGCAAAGGAGAAACCAAGAACAACUCUAAGAACAAUGGUCUGUUGUGGAGAAAUAAUUGCUAGGGUUUGAAUUUGGCGGUGAUAAUUUAUCAUGUUGGUUGCGUGGUAGAAUAAUUGGGGGUUUGGCUGUGCGUGUAUUAGUGUGAGUUGAUAUUGUAGAUACUCCUGAGCCAUGGCGGGUAUUGAUGUUUCAAAAUAUGCUCAUAGUCCUGCGCACAAGGCCAUUGCCACGAGGGAUUAUGCCAGUCUCAGGAGAAUGCUUGCUGCUCUCCCAAGGCUUGGUAAUCCGGCUGAGAUUCGUACUGAAAUGGCUUCAGUGGCGGAGGAAGAGAAGGCUGAUGCCAUCUCUGCGGUGAUUGAUAGGCGGGAUGUCCCCAAUCGGGACACUCCUCUUCAUUUGGCUGUCAAACUUGGUGAUGAGACCGCGACAGAAAUGCUUAUGGUUGCUGGGGCUGAUUGGAGUUUGCAGAAUGAACAGGGAUGGAGUGCACUCCAGGAGGCAAUUUGCAAUAGAGAAGAAGGGAUUUCCAUGAUUAUAGUUAGGCAUUACCAGCCGUUGGCAUGGGCUAAAUGGUGUCGGAGAUUGCCUCGGUUAAUCGGGACUAUGCGAAGGAUGAGGGAUUUUUAUAUGGAAAUCACGUUCCAUUUUGAGAGUUCUGUGAUACCUUUUAUUUCAAGAAUUGCUCCUUCAGAUACUUAUAAAAUUUGGAAGAGGGGUGCCAAUUUGAGGGCGGAUAUGACUUUGGCUGGAUUUGAUGGAUUUAGGAUCCAGAGAUCAGAUCAGAGUAUUCUUUUCCUUGGUGAUGGGUCUGAAGAUGGAAAGGUUCCUCCUGGAUCACUUUGCAUGAUCUCACAUAAGGAUAAGGAGGUGAUGAAUGCUUUGGAUGGUGCUGGUUCUCAAGCAACAGAAGAAGAGGUUCGACAAGAAGUGGCUGCAAUGUCUCAAACUAAUAUAUUUCGGCCUGGGAUUGAUGUGACUCAAGCAGUUCUUUUGCCGCAGUUGACGUGGAGGCGGCAGGAGAAAACAGAGAUGGUGGGUCCAUGGAAGGCGAAGGUAUACGAUAUGCAUAAUGUAGUUGUUAGCAUUAAAUCCAGGAGAGUCCCUGGAGCGAUGACAGAUGAUGAGUUCUUCUCGUCUUGCAAUGAAAAUGAAACAGAGAGCGAGGAGCUUGAUGAUAUUUUGACAGAAGAUGAAAGAAGGCAACUUGAGGUUGCACUCAAAUUGGAUUCAUCAGAAACGGGCAAUGAGAAUGGUGACGGGAUUAUCGCUCACCGCCAUAGUUGUUAUGAGCAUAGGGAGAUUCCUAUUGAGGAUGUGAGUUCUUGUAGAAAUGGAGACACUAAACAGGAAAAGAAAGGAUGGUUUGGUGGAUGGAGGAAACGAGAUUCUAAACUCGAAGGACAGAAGAAGAUUGUACCACCGAGAAGUUCGCUCUGUGUUGAAGAGAAGGUGAGUGAUCUUCUAGGGGACUCUCCUUCUGGAAGUCAGAUAAAACCAGGAAGACAUUCUGUUGAGAUUGUUGCAAGGGAUGAGCACCGGAGAGGAAGGGAUACCAGAACAUCAACUUCUGUAAGUUCGGAGAGUGGACAUCGGCGCAAGGAUGGAGGCCGUGAGAAUGAGUAUAAGAAAGGGUUGAGGCCUAUUCUCUGGCUUUCCCCAAACUUCCCACUACAGACUGAAGAACUCCUGCCAUUGCUUGACAUUCUUGCAAACAAAGUUAAGGCAAUUCGUCGUUUAAGAGAGUUGCUGACCACAAAACUCCCAAUGGGAACUUUUCCAGUCAAGGUUGCGAUACCAGUGGUUCCCACAAUCAGAGUGCUCGUAACUUUUACAAAGUUUGAGGAGUUACAGCCAGUGGACGAGUUUGCAACUCCCCCUUCAAGCCCUACAGCUGCUGGAAGAGAAAGCCCGUCAGUGACGCAGUCCACAAGCUCAUCAUGGUUUCAGUGGAUAAAAGCUCCUUACCGCCCUAGCUCAUCCACUGGCGGUUCUAGCAGUAGGAUAGAGAAUAUCCAAGAUCCAUUCGCAAUUCCCCAAGAUUAUACUUGGAUUACGGCUGAAGCGAAGAAAAAAAGGAUGCAAGAGAAGAGCAAAUCAAAGAAAGGGAAAAGUCAGAAUCAAUGAAGUGAAGGCAAGAAAGAGUAAGCUCCAGAUGUAAAACAUGUUUUAGAUUCCAAAUCAAGUCAGCAGGUAACA